CUGUUAUUGCUGCACGGAUAGUUUGCGACUACAGCACGCUCGAGCGCGUGUCCUCGUGCGACCUACUUAGCGCAAAUGGUACCUGGCACACACAUAGCAACCAUAUCAGACUCGUUAGCAUGUAGUUACGUAGUACUAAUAAAAUUUAGUUAAUCAACCAAAAACCCUUUUAUUUUACAACCACCUUGAUAGACGCCACAAAUUUGCCUAAUAUUACAAUAACAUUUUCAUAUAGCCUAGCCUACGGUUUAGCUUAUCAUAGUCUAUUAUUACGCUAUCAUUAGUCUAUUGAACGGAAAGACGGAUUUCAAAUGGCCGUUCCGAAGAAUAACAAGUGGAGUGUGUGUAAAGAAGGCAAAACUAAGAAAUAUGGAUACGCGAAGCUCACAGACCACCACGACUCAUUCACUUUCUCGAAUGGUGCUGAAAAAUCCCGUGGUUUUGACUACUCUCCCGUGGAGCCAGUUGGGGGAAGAAAACGUUCUUCCGUAGAUGACCCUUUAGAUAUGGGAGAUAUCUCAGAGGGAACAGGUGUGACCUCCAUGCUCGACAGAUUUGGUGCUGACAUAAACAAAGCUUUCGUUACAAAAAGAAAACGCCUUGAAUUGUUCACCAAGUCAUCUCUUAAGUCCAGCCACCAGGCGAUUGAGCAGAUAUGGAAAACGCAGCAGAGUGACAGAAUGAACCUGACAGAGAACUACAGCACACAGUUCAAUGCAGUUUUUCAGCAAUGGGACAAUGACAUGCAGAAAUCCAAGGAUCAAGAUGAAAAAUUAGCAAACCUGUUCAGGCAGCAGCAAAAGAUGUUUCAGCAAAUGAGGACUUCACAAGUCCAGAGGCUGAAGUCUGUCAAGCAGCUCUUGGACCAGUACAUUCGAAACCUGGAGGAGCUGCAGAAGAGCCACUCUGACCACCACACUGCACUGCAGACCGAACUGCGGGAAGAGAUGACCCUCCUGCAGAAGAAGAUCCUCAUGGACACACAACAGCAGGACAUCGCCACAGUGCGCAAGUCUCUGCAGACCAUGCUGCUCUGAGGGAAACGAGGGGUGAGAUCUACACAUUUCUGAGGACCCUAGCCUGCUGCUGAUCAGUAGCCAGUCACACGUCUGCCUGUGCUUUCAUUGGUCAGCAUUUAACGGUGUCAUCAGUGACUUCACUUCCCAUUGUCUCCAUGAUCUUUACUCAAAAUGCUGUUGUUCAGUUGGUGUUAUGCAGUUGUCUGUAUGUUUGAACGGACAUUUUUUCUCACCGUGAUUAAAAGAGAUGGAAAAAGCCAUUUGAGCCAAAGGAGUGGAGUUGAUGAAAGGAUAAAAGUAAAAUCAUCUUAUCAUAAAUAUAGCAAUCUUUAUUUUACAUUGGCUUGUUUUAUUUAAAAAUGAAUGAUUAAUGAUUUUUACAGAAAAGUUACAAUCAAGCAAACAUAAAAACUGAAAACACUAAAAGGCAAGAAAAGACAUUAAGUUUCCUUUUUUGUUUAAACACUGAAGGAACAUUGAAGGAACUUGCCUCUCAAACUCAUAUGUGGUAUCCUUUGCCAAAUAUUAAAAAAUAAAUAAAACAAAAGCAUAGUUAAUUAAGAAAUUACUUUCAGUGAGUUUAAUUCCUCAGACUGUACUGAGAUGAUACCUACGCAAAAGUCUAAUAGCUUUGGUUAUAUUCAGAUAGCUAAAAGGCAGUGUAUCAUAGAACUGUGCACCCAGUCGUUGAAUAUAAUUUGAAUUUGAUUUAUAUACUCUAUAGCUUACAUCGGGCAGAGAGACAAGACCAUUUAAGAUACAUUGACAAGAAAUGCCAUGUGCAUGUAAAUCUUCAAAUAAAC
Messenger RNA from Anguilla anguilla (European eel), 1822 nucleotides. RefSeq names its product synaptonemal complex protein 3-like. Gene Ontology annotation, cellular component: synaptonemal complex. Gene Ontology annotation, biological process: meiotic cell cycle; spermatid development. The transcript is spliced from 8 exons. The record is from RefSeq and is a predicted model, not a curated record. The coding region runs from base 312 to 1037 and encodes 241 amino acids. NCBI's taxonomy places the organism in Eukaryota, Metazoa, Chordata, Actinopteri, Anguilliformes, Anguillidae.